Messenger RNA from Linum trigynum, 486 nucleotides. The record is from the annotation of a GenBank genome assembly. Lineage: Eukaryota; Viridiplantae; Streptophyta; Magnoliopsida; Malpighiales; Linaceae.
AUGGCGGCCUUCACGGGCCAUUCUGCAGAGCCAUGCUACACUCCACAUCCAGAUCCAAACUAUCACUUGAGGCUUCUCGUGGAGCAGAUUGCUCGAGUACCUGAGAGAUCCUUUCCCGAGAUGGAUCCUCAUAUCCAGGCCAUGGCCCAAACUGACUUCUCCUUUCCUCGUGAAACAGAGGAUACCCUUCGGAGCAUAAAGAAGCACAUAGAGGUCAUUGAGAAAGCUUGUGCACAGUUUUCUCAAGACAACCUUUAUGCUGCCAUACAAGUAGAGGAGGAGGAAGCAGAAGGCAAUCAUGAGAAUGUACAGGAGCAUGCAGAAGUUGUCACGGAAAGCUCCCAUGAUAACCAUGAUCAAGUGUAUACUCUGGUGGUAGAUCACAACUGUCCCCAUUUCUGCUCUGAUAUGCUGGGCCCGAGCGAGGAAAUGCAAGAUGAUCUCAUGAAAGAAAUUGCUGGCAACUUGCUCUCCAAUCUGUGCUAG